Sphaeroforma arctica JP610 is the source of this 1608-nucleotide messenger RNA. RefSeq lists its product as hypothetical. The transcript is spliced from 3 exons. The record is from RefSeq and is a predicted model, not a curated record. Bases 215 to 613 code for a protein of 132 amino acids. Gene Ontology annotation, cellular component: nucleus. Lineage: Eukaryota; Ichthyosporea; Ichthyophonida.
UUGCGCCGUCAGCAUGCACGCCUGUGAAUAUAGGCAUGUUUUGUAUAGUAGUCUAUGUGCAUUUAUUGUAGACACGGAUUUAUAUAUAUAUCGUAUCAAACACUAUUUUAUUAUUAUAUGUCGUCUGUGCAAUGACAUGCACAUGUACAUUUGUUGUACUUUCUGGUCCUGCAUACGGUAGGCGUGUGGAAGGUCCAAACACACGGCCAGUUUGAUGGUACAGUUUUCCGGCGGGAAAUACGAUCCCCUCACUCUCCAAGAUAUCAAGACCAACGCGAACGACACCAGUACGACUAAGACCUGCUUCAGUCUUGGUGACGCCUCGGCUACUGAAAACGGGGUAUUGAGAUCUAUAAAUAGUACGGCCAAUGGAAACGUCAGAGUGCUGCGGAAGUUUGACUGCGGCCCCACAUGCGCAAAACGUCUCCUGGCAUACCACAAACUCAAACACUAUCCAUACACUCUACUCCAACGUUGCCGUCAAAAGAUGAAUUCCAUUGGCAACGGACCAGAGAGUGUUGACAAAUUGUUCGACGACAAAAUGUGGAUAAACAAUCAGAAGAGAGAAUUUCAGAGCAGUAUCGAAGCCGCGGAGGCCCUUGGACUGUCCUGAACAGAUGUAUGUUACAUCUGUGAAGAAUUACUACUUCUCAUAGGGUACUUUGGGUGCAAUGCUCACUUGAUCUGGCAGCAGGUAUUUCUAUAUGUUUCCGAGAGGACGAUUCCGAGCGAGUGGCCUGCACUGUAGAACACAUAUAGGAGUGUGAUACCAACUAGUUGGGUACGUCUCGCGGAAACUCCAGACAGGUCUGCCAACCGUGACUUGAACAUUGGCGAUACGGCUUCUUAGGUAUAGUGUACAUUGACUACUACUUGAAGGGUAGAGCCAAUAAGCAGUCAGGCACCAGCGCGGGCGGGGAGGGGGCGGGAGGUCCUGGACAGUAGGCACACGCCGACAAUAUGGCAUGAAGGGAGGCUAGCAAUAUGCAGUUACUUGUUUUCGAUUAUAUGAAGCUACUAUAGUAUGCGCUAAUUUCACCGCCCCCAUCCCUUACCGUCCCAUAGUAUGGGCUAUACGCGAAUACAGCCGUUUUCUGACUGUACAAGAGACGACUAACGAAUAGAGGAAUAUGGGCAACAGCCACCAUCAAUGUGUGAGAAGUAGGCUUGGUAGAGCACUGUUGCCGAUGUGGUUGUAUACACACUGGAGCAGGGCAAAGCGAAGUGGUUGAUGAAAAAUCUUGUAAUUGACGUAACUAGCUUCGAAGAAAUUUGGGUCAUCUCCGCAAAGCAGGAAACAGCUUUAUACGUCACUCUGAACCAUCAAGAUGAGAGGAUAUUUGACAGCAGCGCACAGCUCGAACACGAGUGCCAUUGCAGCUGUCAUAGGUGCAUACAUCAGAUCUAUUGUCAUAUCUAGAAGACCAAAUAGCGCCCAACUAAAUCUGUUAGACUUUGCAGGUACAAUUUCCUUGCAGUAUCAUUGAGAAACAGGUUUACGUCAUUUCAACCGUAUGUAUUCACUAUAGUUGAGCUGCUUGAUUCAAUGCUCAUAGUUACCAAUCCUGGCUAUGUGAAGCAUAACAGAUCGCUGUGCAAGUGUCUCAC